UUUAUGUUAUCAAAGAAUUAAACCUCAAGAGGAGAAUAUUUGGGUAUUAACUAAAUGGUCAAGAAAUGAUUAUGAAAAAUAUCCUAGAAUACCUUUUAUCCUUUGGGAAGAAGAUCAUUAA
Molecule: messenger RNA, 121 nt
Organism: Funneliformis mosseae
Lineage: Eukaryota; Fungi; Glomeromycota; Glomeromycetes; Glomerales; Glomeraceae
Source: the annotation of a GenBank genome assembly